This is a messenger RNA of Scheffersomyces amazonensis, 2904 nucleotides long. RefSeq lists its product as uncharacterized. Gene Ontology annotation, biological process: carbon catabolite repression of transcription. Bases 74 to 2890 code for a protein of 938 amino acids. Gene Ontology annotation, cellular component: cell division site; cell tip; nucleus. NCBI's taxonomy places the organism in Eukaryota, Fungi, Ascomycota, Pichiomycetes, Serinales, Debaryomycetaceae. Gene Ontology annotation, molecular function: protein binding. The record is from RefSeq and is a predicted model, not a curated record. The transcript is spliced from 2 exons.
CACCAUCACGACCAACCCCACUAAAACCAACACUACCAUCACCAACUACCACUGAAAACACCAUCAAAUCACCAUGACACUGACAUAUGUUCCCACCGAACAAUUGCCGGCCAUCAAUCCCUUUCUCAAUACCGUAUGUCCCGGUUUCUCCACUCAAUUAGAUGCCAAUAUUCACUAUAGUCUAAAGGAUGAAUCAUUUAAGAAUGGAGAAAGUUCAGUUAAUUGGCCAUUAAAUGGAUCAAAUCUGUCCUUAAAUUCCAUAGCCACUCUAGCCGAUUCAUAUUUGAAUAUUUCACGUCCUUCACUAAUUCCUGGAUCGAAUGAAUCAACUACGUAUGUAUCAUUACCAUAUCAUAUUACAAAUUUAUUUAAGAAAGUAGUGAAAAGUAAAGAUAAACAAAUGGAGGGGAAUAUUCACAUUGGAGCCAAUGUUAAUCCAUUAUCUCAUGAUCCAUUCCGAGUCAUUAAUCUUAAUCCUGGAUGUUUAACUAGUAUGUUAGAGCUCCAUCCAUCUCGUACUAAGAGUAAUAAUAAUAGUAGUCCUGAUCUUUCACGUAAUACAUUUAAUAAACUUACAACUAAUUUCAAUCGAUUUCUUAAAAUCGCUGGGAAUGCCUCCACUAAUACUGUCGAUCCAUAUGCUGACUAUUCCAAUUUAAUUGAUGCAAAGAAUUCAUUAAUUGAUCGAAUAAUUGAUUAUAAUCCUAAUAAUUAUUUGGCAGAAUUAAGGUCGUUAACUACCACUAAAUUACUUAUAUCAUGUCAUGUAAAUGUCUUGAAUGUAAUUGCUAUUGAUGGUAAUUCAAAUUAUAAGUUUACUAAAUCAAUUAAAUGUGAUAAGCCCAUCUUACCGUAUCAUGAAGAAGCUAUUCAACAACAGCAACAACAACAACAAAUUCAAGAACUGUCAGUUCCAAAGGCCACCAAACCAGUUGAAUAUGAAAAGGUUUAUGAAGAACUGUUGUUAAGACUUCAAUUCCGUCAGAAUUCAUUCAUUACAUCCGUGAAAACUGUCUUGAAUAAAGCCAAAGAACCUCUUGUGGUUAUUGGAUUUGAUUCUAGUGAAGUGAUUGUAAUUAAUUUAACUCAAUUGAAAUUCCGAGUAUUUGAUGAUUUGGGAUUCCAUCCAGUUGGAGAUUCGGUAUCUACUCCAUCUCGUCCAUCAGUAUCUGCAUUGAAUUAUUCAUCUUCAUUUAAUCAUGUAGCUGUUACUUCACUAGAAUUAAUUCAUCAUCAUAAUUUUGAAAUGUUGGUCCUUGUAGGUUAUGCUAAUGGAGAAGUAAUUAUUGUUGAUCCCUAUUCAAUUGGUUCUACUACCACUAAAGCUAAGUAUACUAAACGGAUUGUGGGUAAGGAUUCAUUUAUUACUUACUUUAAGAAGUUUGAUCUUAGUCCCUUUACGAAACUGGCUAGUCAAGUUAAUGAUAAUGAUGAUGAUAACAGUCCUAAUUAUUUGAUAGGACAUUUCAAAUUAAGUUUAAAGGCAGUUACCAGUAUAACAUCUACUUUACUUUAUUCACGAUAUUCAUUAAUUGAUGAACUGACAAGUCAACCCAUGAUUAUUGCUAUUGGUAGUGAUGAUGGACUUGUACGAUUUAUUGAUCUUAUAUUUACUCAUGAUAGAAAUUAUGGUAAACCUAAAACAACCAUACUCACGGAUUUAGUUCUGAAUUACUUUAAUGAUGGAAUUACUGAUAUUGAAUUUUCUCCUGAUUAUAGAUUUGUAUGUAUAGUUGGGAAGGGGGAUUUAAUUGAAAUGUUUAAAAUGAGUUACUAUAAUGUUAAUGGACUUCUUGCUAAGAACAGUUCGAGUACUAAUCAUUAUUCAAGUACUGAUAAUAUUGGAUCAAUUAAAGGUAGAAGAUCUCGUAGUGGAACUCUUAAUAGUGUUGGAUCAGCUGGACCUCCAACGGCUGCUAAUUUAUUUUUAUCUCCUAUAACUUCAAGUCCAGCUGGUCCAGGACCAGAAUCAUUACGAGAUCAUAAUCAUACUCCAAGACCAAGUACUACUACGACCACCAAAGAUUUAUAUCCUCCAUUAAUUAAAGAGAUCCGAAUCGUUGGAAGAUUCAAAGGUCAUACCAAUACCAUUCGAUCCAUUAAGUUUGUCGAGGAAGAGAGUAGUAACAGUAGUUAUAAAUUGAUAAGUUGUGGGUAUGAUGGUAAAGUAAUUGUGUGGGAGUUUGACUAUAAGGCCUUACCUAAAGUUAAGCGCAAAGAGGAGCGGAAAGAUCGAGGAAAGGAUAAAGAAAAUAAAGAUAAAGAAAAGGAUAAAGAAAAGGAUAAAGAGAGAGGUAGAGAUGAUAUACGAAAGAGAAAGUCUACUCAUGUUCCAGGCCUUGGAUCAGGUGCAUUGGCUAAUGCAUUAGCUGCUGCGGCUACUCCUAACAGUCCUAAGAUUCAUGUCCUGCCAGGUCCUGGAACAAGAUUAGCCUCUCCUAGUGCGAUGCCGUUAAAGACCAGUACCAGUCAUCAUGGACGUCGAAGGUCUAUGAAUGGAGUUGAUGAAUUUGCCAAUAUGACCACCAUAUUAGCAGCCACAUCUUCCAAUACCAUUAAUGAAUCCUUAUCAAAACGAAGUUCACGAGUCAUGGAUGAAACAUCAGCUGAUCAAAUAGAAAUCGUUACUUCACUCUAUAAAUCCCUAUUUGAUUUACGACUUCGUCGUCAUUAUCGACAAUUCGUUAAAAAGGGAGUUACAGUUAAGUAUACUACGAUUAUACCGCCUAUAGUUAAUGAUAAAUUAGUCCCCAGUAUUGAAGUCCCCCUUAUGAGUUUAGACUUAUCGAGUUUUAUUGAUGAUGGAAAGAUUGAUGGAAUUUACGUCGACUCGAAUGGAUUAUGGGUAUUUGGUAAAACAGGCGAUAUAUUUAAGUACACGAUCCAUUAAGGAUAUAUAGAAGA